Molecule: messenger RNA, 683 nt
Organism: Prorocentrum cordatum
Lineage: Eukaryota; Dinophyceae; Prorocentrales; Prorocentraceae
Source: the annotation of a GenBank genome assembly
ACCCUCCGGCGACGGUGGGCCUGGAUGCGGGCGACUUCCCCAUCGAGGAGGAGUACGACGCGCUGGACGAGCCCGCCUUGCUGCUCGAGCGGGCAGCCACGCCGCCGCCGCCGCCGCUGGCGACCCGGCGGACGGCGCUGCGCACGCCAGACCGCGCCUGGGCCGACGCCGUCGACGGAGUCGAUGGCGGCCUCGCGGUAGACACGCCGCCGCGCGCGGGCGGCGCCGCUGCCGCAGGCCGCGCGACCGCGCGAGGCAGGGGCGCCAGUAGCGACGGGGAGACCGGCUGCGGGAGCUCGGCGCCGCGCCGCCGCCGCCGCGGGCGCGGCCGCUGCGGCGGCCGGGGUGGCGACUUGCCAGCCCUGGCGGCGUCCGGCGGCGAGGCGGCGGGCGCGGCGGCCCGCGGGACCACCGCGGCGGGCGCGCCCGGCAGCGACGGUACUCCGGCUGCUGGCGGGGGCGCCCUGGACGCCACCGCCGCGCGCCUCUGGGCAGAGGCUGGCUUGGCCAACCUCACGCGCGCGGAUCAGGCGGCCGGACUGCGAGCGCGCGCGGACGCGUGGCGUAAGGUCCCGGGGGCAGCGCGGGGGGCGGUGCUCCUGCUCGACGCGGCCGCGGAAGACCCGGCCGCCCUUGGACCGGCGGCGCUGCUCGCCCUCGACGAGGCGGCGCGCGCCUUCUAG